AUGGCGCCUGCGCCGGAUAUGGUGCGUCUUCCCAAUGGACAGAGCCUGACCGUCAUCCCCGUUUUUGGCGGCUUCUUUUUCAAGGCCAACGAUCUCAACCUGCAUCCCAAUAUAUUCCCCGCAGGCUGGACUGUGAUCCUCCAGUCUGAAGAUCCUACUUCCGACGACCCCGAAGCCAAUGCCGACGCUGAAGGGGGCGAGCUUCAUGCCACCCCUCCUCCCACACAACGUCGCCAUAUCCGACCCUUCAGGCAACCCACCUUGCAAAAUGACAGCCUCUUCCUCUCCUCGAUUUCGAAUCCCUCCAGCAGCGACUUCAAUGCCCCCACAAGCCCCACGCGGCAGAUUGCGAUGAUGCUCUGGGCGUCGCUAUACUGGUACUUUCAUCAGCCAACCCCAAACCUUACCCUCAGUACUACGGCCUCCAAAAACACUCCCGAUAGCGGGAAGCCAAGGGGAGAAUGGCGCAUAAAUAUUAAACGUGAGGGCGUGUUGCGUGGCCGAAACUUACUCCCGAAGCUCGAGCGAAUGGGAUUGAUCACAUCGGAUGAUUCCUCUGUGGGACUAAAUCCUGAGGAGAGUACUCCUGGGGGUUGGUCAGAGAUGUAUACUUCGAGGAGAGCUUUUUGGCAGCUACCGGGCAAGCUCUUUCUAUUCACCCUCACACCAGCGGUGGGGUCACCUUUUGCAGGGUCGCCCUACGGCAGCCGUCCAAGUUCGCCCGUCCGAACUGAACAAUGGAACAACUCAUCAAGUAAACCGGAAUCAUCAGAAAAUGGCACCCUAGCUCCAGGAUUGUGGUCUCCCUCAGCCCCAGGUCCAUUUGCAUCAGGCAGCCACUUACCAACAUAUUAUCCACCCCCGCCCCUCCAAUACACUGUAACAUCUGGCGUACGCCAUCCAGUGCGUCCAAAGCCCCCCCGGCAAGGAGAGGUAUUCUAUACCCGCUAUAUCCCAAGCGUAGGCCAAUAUCUUUCCUUCCGAGUUGCUUCAUUAUCUCCAAAACCUGUUGCCUAUCUUGGACCUACAGCAUUACACAGUUCAGCAAAGCACCAUAGUCACGGCUCCUCGUUAUCAUCUCUCCCAUCGCAUAUUUCCCAGGCUUUUAUUUCGGAUUCUACAACCCCUACUCGAGCAGCUGACACAGGGAAUACAGCCCUUAUGAGUGACCUUCAACUUCUAAACAGGUGGAUGAACAACCCUCGAGUAAGCAGUUUUUGGGGCUGUUCAGGUCCUGAGAGUACCCAAGAUGCCUUCCUCCGGGCAAAUCUCACCUCUGCUCACUCUUUCCCCGUCAUCGGUCUAUGGGACGGGAAGCCCUUUGGUUAUUUCGAAAUAUACUGGGUUAAAGAAGAUGCGCUUGGCAGGCUUCUAGGAGACGAGGCUGCAGACUACGAUCGUGGUUUUCAUGUUCUCGUUGGCGAGGAUGAAUUCAGAGGUAAGCAUAAAGUGAAAUGCUGGGCCACGUCCAUAGCGCAUUGGGCCUUUAUGCAAGAUUAUAGAACGAAUGCCGUCGUUCUGGAGCCGAGAGUUGACAACGAGAGGUUUAUCUCGCAUUUACAUGAGUCAGGGUACUUGAAGGAGAAAGAGGUAACAUUCCCGCACAAGCAAAGCGCCUUUGUGAAGUUGAGGAGGGAAAACUUCGAGGCUCCCAUCUUGUGA
This is a messenger RNA of Venustampulla echinocandica, 1662 nucleotides long. RefSeq lists its product as uncharacterized. The coding region runs from base 1 to 1662 and encodes 553 amino acids. The record is from RefSeq and is a predicted model, not a curated record. NCBI's taxonomy places the organism in Eukaryota, Fungi, Ascomycota, Leotiomycetes, Helotiales, Pleuroascaceae. The transcript has 2 exons. Gene Ontology annotation, biological process: siderophore biosynthetic process.